UGAAUAUUAUUUAUAUUAUAACUAGAUUACAUUACAGUCUUUGAAUUCUAUAGAAGAAAAGUCGGGUACACGGCGUUGAUAGGGCUUCAUCGUAUUUUGAGCGUAUUAUUUAAUUAACUAUUUACCUCUGCUAGCACGCAAUCUAGUCGACUCUCAGUGUUGAACAUAAAAUGUACAAUACCUUUUUCGCGUAUUAAUUCAUAUACAUAUUAAAAAUGGGUAUAAAGAUUAUUACCGCCGUUCUUAUUCUUAUUUCUUUAGUACAGUUUCUCGUAGUCGAUGCACGACAAUUUAGAGUGACUGAUCAAGUUUAUUUAGAUAUAGAACGAGAAGAUAAAACAAUUGGAAGGAUAGUUAUAGGAUUAUUUGGUGACUUAGCGCCUCGUGCAGUGAAAAAUUUUAAAGUGCUCGCUACAAAGGGUAUCAAAGGAAAAUCUUAUAAGGGCACACGAUUUAACCGAAUAAUUAAAAGAUUUAUGAUACAAGGAGGAGAUGUGGUAAAUGACGAUGGUUCUGGAUCUAUAAGUAUUUACGGCGAGACAUUCGAUGAUGAAAAUUUAGAUACGCAGCAUAAUAUUGCUGGAUUCGUGUCCAUGGCUAACAGAGGAAAGAAUACUAACGGAUGUCAAUUUAUAAUUACGGCAACAGGCACACCGUGGCUGGACGGAUUACACACUGUAAUAGGAAAGGUGGUGGAAGGUCAGAACUUAGUACACGUGGUGGAGCACACGCCGACUGACGGCGACGACCGGCCCACGCUGCACGUCUACAUCGCCGACUGCGGCCUCGUGCCCACGCCGCAGCCCUAUUAUAUAUCCGAUGAUCCUUAUGAUCUGUGGGCUUGGAUCAAAGCUUCGGCGGUACCUUUGAGCAUGUCGUUUUCAAUCCUGGGAUUUUUUCACUGGAUGAUAAAGAAAAUGGAAAUUUGAACAACCGAAUUCCAAAUUAAACAACAAUCGAA
This is a messenger RNA of Papilio machaon (common yellow swallowtail), 961 nucleotides long. It is a transcript of the gene ninaA, whose product is annotated as peptidyl-prolyl cis-trans isomerase, rhodopsin-specific isozyme. The transcript is spliced from 6 exons. Gene Ontology annotation, molecular function: peptidyl-prolyl cis-trans isomerase activity. Gene Ontology annotation, biological process: protein peptidyl-prolyl isomerization. NCBI's taxonomy places the organism in Eukaryota, Metazoa, Arthropoda, Insecta, Lepidoptera, Papilionidae. The coding region runs from base 216 to 929 and encodes 237 amino acids. The record is from RefSeq and is a predicted model, not a curated record. Gene Ontology annotation, cellular component: intracellular membrane-bounded organelle.